AUGGCUAAAAGAGUUGCCGAUGCACAAAUACAGAGGGAAACGUACGAUUCUAAUGAAUCAGACGAUGACAUGACCCCCUCAACCAAGGUUGCGUCAUCAGCCGUCAUGAAUAGAAGAAGGAUCGCUAUGCCGAAACGCAGGAUGGCCUUCAAACCUUUUGCUCCUGCAGCAUCUGAUGAAAGUAAGACUGCUAGUUCCUUUAAUUUUUCGAAACAGGAAAAUAACAGUGGAACUAAGGCUGAUAAUGAUCAAACCACACAGUAUAACUCUAAACUAAAAGCAUUAAACCUUCAAUUUAAGUCCAAGAUAGAUGAAUUAGUUUCAGGUGAGCCAUUAGCAGAUUUAAGACCUUUUUUCACGAAAUACGAAUUAUACAUCAAGAAUAUCUUAGAAGUGUCCGAAGAAUCCAAUGAGAACUCAAAAAAGUCAAUUCAAGAGGAUGACAAUAAAUCUGCCAGGGUGGAGGAAGACAUAAAGAGCUCAGAUUCCUCAUCGGAAGGCGAGAUUAAAGUUGAAGGACCAAAAUUUACAAUCGACACGAAGGCGCCUACCUCAGAUUCAGUUUUCUCGUUUGGCCCCAAGAAAGAAAACCUCAAAAAAGAUGAGAGUGAUAGCGAAAGUGAUGUAGAGAUUAAAGGCCCUGAAUUUAAGUUUUCCGGAACUGUCUCAAGUGAUGUAUUUAAGCUGAAUGCCAAUACCGAUAAAAAUGAAAAGAAGAGCGAAACCAAUGCUAAGCCCAUUUCAUUGCCUUCGGCUGCUGAGCAAACCACGGAUAAAAACUCCUUCCCGUCCGUGGGUUCUACCAAAGAAAAUGAGAACAAGAAUGAUAAUGUUAAAUCUUCAUUCAAUUUUGGAACAGGGGCGGUCGUAGAUUCCCAAAAUGCUAAACCGUCUUUUGUAUUUGGUCAAACGGCGGCUAAACCAUUUCAGGAAAAAGGCUUUUCCACCUUUGGUUUCGCAAAAAGUGAAAACACAAAUGAUGCCAACUCUGAUUCUAACUCGAAGACUGAAAGCUCUGGCGAUGGCAAUGAUACAAAACCAUCUUUCGCCUUUUCAAUACCUAGUAAAAAUCCAGAUGCAGCUAAGCCAUCCUUUACUUUUGGAGCUUCAACUUCUCCCAGUGGAACGGCAGAACCAGCGCUUUCGUUUGGUUCAGCAAAAUCACCGAAAAGAGAAACUAAUAUGAAUGACGGAGACCAUAUUGUUGAGAAACCUGCCUUCAAUCUCGUAUCUAGUAUUGACAACGAGAAAAAAGGAGAGAACAAGGAAGAUGCCAAGCCAUUUUUUUCGUUUGGUAAGGCAAAUGGAAAUGAAAGCAAAAGUUCCGACAACUCAGCUUUCUCUUCUGAAUCUGGCAAUGGAAAUGAUAAGAAAGAAAAAACAAAGCCUGCUUUUUCCUUUGGUGCUAGUGCUAGUACCGAUUCAAACACUGGUAGUAAACCUUCCGCAUUUAUCUUCGGCUCUUCUAUAGCUACUAGCAGUACAGAAGAUGCCAAAAAACCUUUCUCAUUUGGUGCAGCUUCGUCAAAUGGCACUCCUUCAUUCUCGUUCGGAAAAGCAACAACAAAAUCCCCUCCUAGUUCUUCGACAUCCCCUACCCCUUCUAUACCAUCAACGGGAUUUAAGUUUUCACUGCCAUUUGAACAGAAGGUAGGCCAAGCUGCAACAGAUGAAAUUGUAGAAGAAUCAACAAUAAAAGCUGCAGGAAGUGACCUGCAAGGUGCAAGCAAGGCAGACACAGCCUCAGAAGAAUCAAAACCAAUGGAUUUACAGAAUGGCGAGGAAAAUGAGGUCGCUUUAUUCUCGCAACGAGCAAAAUUAAUGACUUUCAACGUCGAAACCAAAUCAUAUGAUUCUAAGGGCGUGGGUGAAAUGAAGCUUCUACGGGUGAAGAAUGAUCCCUCUAAAGUUCGUCUGCUUUGUAGAUCUGACGGCAUGGGUAACAUAUUACUCAAUGCAACUGUUGUAGACUCAUUCAAAUAUGAACCUCUAGCUCCAGGAAAUGAAAAUUUAAUCAAAACACCUACAGUCACGGCUGAUGGAAAGUUAAUAACUUACAUCGUCAAAUAUAAACAGAAGGAAGAAGGUCGCUCAUUCAUGAAAGCGAUCGAAGAUGCUAAAAAAGAAAUGAAAAAUUAA
Molecule: messenger RNA, 2139 nt
Organism: Saccharomyces kudriavzevii IFO 1802
Lineage: Eukaryota; Fungi; Ascomycota; Saccharomycetes; Saccharomycetales; Saccharomycetaceae
Gene: NUP2
Product: nucleoporin NUP2
Exons: 1
Coding region: 1-2139 (712 amino acids)
Biological process (GO): protein import into nucleus; protein export from nucleus
Cellular component (GO): nuclear pore; cytoplasm
Molecular function (GO): GTPase activator activity; structural constituent of nuclear pore
Source: RefSeq, a predicted model, not a curated record